This is a messenger RNA of Osmerus eperlanus (European smelt), 852 nucleotides long. Its product is annotated as cytochrome P450 2J2-like. The coding region runs from base 1 to 828 and encodes 275 amino acids. The record is from RefSeq and is a predicted model, not a curated record. Gene Ontology annotation, biological process: xenobiotic metabolic process. Gene Ontology annotation, molecular function: iron ion binding; heme binding; oxidoreductase activity, acting on paired donors, with incorporation or reduction of molecular oxygen, reduced flavin or flavoprotein as one donor, and incorporation of one atom of oxygen. The transcript has 7 exons. Gene Ontology annotation, cellular component: cytoplasm; intracellular membrane-bounded organelle. Lineage: Eukaryota; Metazoa; Chordata; Actinopteri; Osmeriformes; Osmeridae.
AUGUCUGCACCAACAGUUAAAGAAAUCACCUCAGCCCUCAACAAAGAGUUGCAGAUGCAGCACGACAUAUCUUUGGUGUUUGGGAAGCUAUUCGACUACGAUGACAUUGAUUUCCAGAACCUUCUGCAACUUAGCCAAGAAUCUAUUCUACUGGCAGGAACACCCCUUGCUCAGAUGUAUGACAUAUUCCCAUGGCUCUUCAAAUGUUUACCUGGCCCCCACAACAUCAUCUUCUCCAACUACGCCAGGCUCAUAUUCUUCCUGAGAAAGGAAAUAGAGAAACACAACAGGGACUGGGACCCUUUUAACCACAGGGACUUUGUUGACACCUACAUCGCAGAAAUAGACAAGACUCUGGACUUGUUUGAGGCUGGAACGGAGACUGUCACCAACACCUUGCUCUUUGCUCUACUUUACAUGAUGAAAUACUCAGAAAAGGUCCAGGACGAGAUAGAGCGUGAGAUUGGACUGUCUCGCCAGCCUUGCCUGACUGACAAAAUCAACAUGCCAUACACUGAGGCUGUAAUUCACGAGACGCUAAGAGUGGCUAACUUAGUCCCGCUCAAUUUAAACAGGAUGGCUAGCAAAGACACCACUUUGGGAGGAUAUUUUAUUCCGCAGGGAACUGUGCUUAUCGCCAACCUUUCAUCAGUGCUCCAUGAUAAGACAGAAUGGGAGAAACCAGACAUGUUUUACCCCCAGCACUUUCUGAAUGAGCAUGGGCAUUUCUGUAAGAGGCAGGCCUUUUUCCCUGGUUCUGCAGGAAAGAGGAUGUGUCUAGGAGAGCAACUUGCCCAUAUGGAACUCUUCCUCUUUUUUUUUUUAUGAUUACAGUAACUGAAUAUGCAACAC